This is a messenger RNA of Leptomonas pyrrhocoris, 759 nucleotides long. Its product is annotated as putative mitochondrial Tryparedoxin peroxidase. NCBI's taxonomy places the organism in Eukaryota, Euglenozoa, Kinetoplastea, Trypanosomatida, Trypanosomatidae. The transcript has a single exon. Gene Ontology annotation, molecular function: thioredoxin peroxidase activity. Bases 79 to 759 code for a protein of 226 amino acids. The record is from RefSeq and is a predicted model, not a curated record. Gene Ontology annotation, cellular component: cytosol. Gene Ontology annotation, biological process: cellular response to stress; hydrogen peroxide catabolic process; response to oxidative stress.
GUUUCAUCAUUGUCAUUGUGGCUCCAUGGUGCAUUCAUUGCACCAGAUUAUCGACUCACCGCAACAAGCAGAGUUAACAUGUUCCGCCGUCUCGCCGCCACCUCCUUCCAGAAACGCGCGCUGUGUCGCGCCUUCGCGACCACCGCCCCACUCCUGAAUCUGGAUUACCAGAUGUACCGCACCGCCACUGUCCGCGAGCCGGCGCCGCAAUUUGCUGGAAAAGCAGUGGUAGGCGGGGCCAUCAAGGAGAUCAACAGCAACGACUACAAGGGCAAGUAUGUCGUGCUGUUCUUCUACCCCAUGGACUUCACGUUUGUCUGCCCGACAGAGAUUACGGCCUUCUCGGACCGCAACGCUGAGUUUGAGAAGAUCGACACGCAGGUCAUUGCCGUCUCGUGCGAUUCCGAGUUCUCGCACUUGGCGUGGGUGAACACCCCGAGGAAGAAGGGUGGUUUGGGUGAGAUGAAGAUCCCCGUGCUCGCCGACAAGAACAUGGAGAUCGCACGGGACUACGGUGUGCUCAUUGAGGACAUGGGUGUUGCUCUUCGCGGUCUCUUCAUUAUCGACAAGAAGGGCAUUCUGCGCCACUCCACCAUCAACGAUCUCCCUGUUGGCCGCAACGUCGACGAGGCCCUGCGUGUUGUGGAAGCGUUCCAGUACGCGGACGAGCAUGGGGACGUGAUCCCGUGCGGGUGGAAACCGGGUCAGCCUACCAUGGACCCCAAAAAGGCGGCAGAGUUUUUCGACAAGAACGCGUAA